CCAUCUGUUAAUAAAUGUGGUCUUCCUUCUCUACCUGCCUCCUUCAUUCUUCUUCACUCACAGUCUUUUCCUUUCAUUCAUUGCUGCCUUUCUCGUUUCAAACUCUGUGAAGUCUGAACAGGCCCUAUGACGUCGUUGAAACUUGCAAGUCCAAACGCAGAAUCUGCCAUCACCUUUGCUCCUAUUGGCCCCCGUCUCAUGCCCAAGCUUUCUGCGCUCUGCAUGUCGCAGAGUAACAUUGAUAAGUAAAAAUUAAAAAUACUGAGAGGGUCCAUUUUAAAUUCGGAUCUGUGAACUGAAUCCCGUUCGCAACAUUUGUUCCCUCUUUCACUGUUGAAGCAUCUGCAGUCAUUUUCUUUCUUCUCCCCUUGGGCGUUGUGCUCAGCACUUGGUGGAACCCCGUUUCGGAUAUAUAGCUGUUCACACAGAAGCGUACCUUUCAUGGCGUCGACGAGUGCUUGGUAAUUUCAAAGCUUGCCCUCGCAUUGAUUGUUUCGCCCAUUCUUAGUUCUUAGCUCCCUCACAUCCGUGUUCUUCUCUGCACCACCUUUUGUCUUCUUCUCUUUCUCUGACCUCCCUCGUUGUCUCUUUGCAUUGAUAAAACCUUCGCUCUCUUUCUUCUUUCCUCUCCUUAUCAACUCUGAUAGGGAUUUUGUAUGGAAUGGUCUAAGCUAGGAUACUUUCGAAUCUCCGCUUUCCGGUGUUCUAUUGACUGUUGAAGAUCUUAACUGAGAGGUGAAAAUUCCUCGUGAAGGGGUGCAUUGAGAAGUGGUUUUGUUGCAUCGUUUGUGAGGGAAAGAUCCAAACUCCGAUUCUUUUCCAAGAUGCUGUGUGCUUGUUCCGGGGAGCAAUUCAAAUUCGAAGAGCCGCCACAGUCGCCGGAGUCCCUUGCUACAAGAGAUUUCUCGGCCAGUGGGCUCUCUUCGAGGACUGGUGAUUGGGAAUCUAAAUUUGAUGACACCCAAGUAGAUGAAGCUGAAUCUACUCUUAAAGAAGCUCUCUCCUUGAACUACGAGGAAGCUAGGGCUUUGUUGGGGAGGCUUGAAUUUCAAAGAGGGAAUUUCGAUGCUGCCCUUCAAGUGUUUCAGGGGAUUGACAUUAAGGGUUUGACUCCAAGGAUGAUUAGGGCCAUUUCUGAGAGAACCAAGCAAAGAAAACCACGUUCUAAGGCCGAUCGCGUGCUUCCCUCUAUAAUGUCAAUGCAUUCAGUAAGCCUGCUUCUUGAGGCUAUUCUUCUUAAAGCUAAAUCAUUGGAGGCACUCGGACGCUACACUGAGGCCGCAAAGGAAUGCAAAGUAAUUCUGGACACGGUUGAUUCUGCACUACCAGCUGGAAUGCCUCAAGGUUUUGGCGUAGAUUGUAAACUGCAAGGGAUGUUCCACCGAGCAUUAGAGUUGCUUCCAGUACUUUGGACCAAUGCAGGGUUACUAGAUGAAGCUAUCACUGCAUAUCGGCGGGCUCUGAUCAAGCCAUGGAAUUUGGAGCCACAAAGGCUGGCCGCCAUGCAGAAAGAUUUAGCUGUCACGCUCCUCUAUGGUGGUGUUGAAAUGAGCCUUCCAUCUCAUUUGCAUGUGUGGGGUGUAACAACGCCGAAGACUAACAUUGAAGAAGCUGUACUGUUGUUACUAAUACUCAUGAGAAAGAUAGCACUUCAGGAAAUCGAAUGGGAUUCUGACCUAUUAGAUCAUCUUGCAUUUGCACUUUCAACUGUUGGGAUGUUUGAGUCAUUGGCAGAUCAUGUUGAGCAGAUCCUUCCAGGUGUUUAUAGUCGUGCUGAGAGGUGGUACUUUCUUGCCCUUUGUUAUAGUGCUGCAGGACAGAAUGAAACAGCAUUGAACCUUCUAAUGAAAGUUUGUGGUAGUUCCGAAGCAAAGCAUAUACCCCAUUUUCCUUCCUUUUUAUUAGGAGCAAAACUGUGUUCCCAAGAUCCCAACCAUGCCCAUGAAGGCAUUAAAUUAUCACGGAAAGUGAUUGAUCUAGCCAAGCAUCAAUGUGAACACUUUCAGGGUCAAGGUCACAAAUUUCUUGGUGUUUGCUAUGGGGCUGCAGCUAGAAUUUCUCUACUGGAUUCUGAAAGAGUUAUAUGUCAAAGAGAGUCUUUGAAUUCCUUAAACCAAGCUGCUGUAAUUGGAAAUUGGGACCCUGAAGUGAUAUUCAGCCUUGGAUUGGAAAAUGCAGUUCAAAGAAAUCUAGCGGCAGCUUAUGAGAACGCCGUGAUGUACUCAGAUAUGAUUGUUGGUAGCUCAGGAAAAGGUUGGCAACUAUUAGCACUCAUUGUAUCUGCACAGCACCGGUUUAAGGAUGCUGAGACUGUAGUUGAUUUUGCUUUAGAUGAAUCUGGAAGGACAGAUCAGUUACAACUUUUAAGAUUGAAAGCUGUGCUUCAAAUUGCUCGGCAGCAACCUAAGCAAGCAAUAGAGACCUACAAAAUCUUGCUAGCUCUGAUUCAAGCACGAAAAGAUUUUUGGCUUGAAUAUAAGAACAUCGAUCCAGCAAACACGCUGAGACAUGAGGAUUUAACAGAAAAAAAAUUGGAAAUGGAAGCCUGGCAGGAUUUGGCAACCAUUUAUGCCGAUCUAGGCGCCUUACUUGAUGCAAAAACUUGUGUAGACAAAGCCCAGCUUAUAGAACUCUUCUCUCCCAGAAGUUGGCAUAUUACAGGGAAAUUGUUUGAAGCUAAAUCAUUAUACAAGGAGGCCAUUGUUUCUUUCACAAUUGCGCUGUCGAUAGAACCAGAUUAUGUUCCCAGCAUCAUUUCAACUGCAGAAUUGUUGUUGAAAGCUGGUAUGCAAUCACUUCCAAUCGCAAGAAGCUUUUUGAUGAACGCUCUGCGUUUGGAGCCCACAAACCAUGAUGCGUGGUUCAACCUUGGACUCGUUUCGAAAAUGGAAGGUUCAUUGCAGCAAGCAGCAGAUUUCUUCCAAGCUGCAUAUGAGCUAAAGCUUUCAGCUCCAGUUGAAAGAUUUGUGGGGGUAAUUGAGACUUCGAGAUGAGAGAACACUCAAGGGAAAGCAAGUUUCAUCAACAGCAUAAUAGAUAUUUGUUCAAUAUGUAUAGCAAUUCUAGCUACUCAUCUGUAGAUCUACUUCACGCUACUUCUAGCCUUCAGUCAAAUGUCUCACACGUUACAGUUGAAUGGAUACAGGAAGACAUUACUUUAUACAUUUAUAGAGUAAAUUUUGCUUCAAUCAGUAUCUUGUCAAACAAUGAAUUUAGUUUUAACUCUUUAUUAUAAUAGCUUGAUUGUUGCCAUUUCGAUAUGGUUACAUUUCUACACCAUGAAAGGAACUUGCUCGAA
Messenger RNA from Neltuma alba, 3298 nucleotides. RefSeq names its product protein NPGR1. The record is from RefSeq and is a predicted model, not a curated record. Gene Ontology annotation, molecular function: protein binding. The coding region runs from base 825 to 2993 and encodes 722 amino acids. NCBI's taxonomy places the organism in Eukaryota, Viridiplantae, Streptophyta, Magnoliopsida, Fabales, Fabaceae. The transcript has 7 exons.